Molecule: messenger RNA, 2067 nt
Organism: Rotaria sp. Silwood2
Lineage: Eukaryota; Metazoa; Rotifera; Eurotatoria; Philodinida; Philodinidae
Source: the annotation of a GenBank genome assembly
AUGUAUUUUCUUAUAUGCAUUCUCAUCAUUCUUCAACUCAAUUCAUAUAUUGUUCUGAGUCAACGUGAAUUUGUCAAUCCAGCCGUUACUGAUCCUGCACCAUGCUCAUGCGAUGUUCGAAUAAAUGUUUGCGAUCCAAAUUGUUGCUGUGAUUCUGAUUGCAAAGACUCCGAUUUGAGUGUAUCACCAAUAUGUAAAUCAGUACGAACUGAUGCUUCAUAUACUUCUGCAAGGGAACUAAGUUUUCAAACGUGGAAAUGUUCUAAUAGUACAUCUGCAGCUUUAUAUGAUUAUUUUCCAUUUGUUUGUGUACAAUUUGAACUUAAUGAAAAUCUUGGACUAUACCGUCGAACAAGCAAUGUGACAUUUUUAACAAAAUCUGACGAUGCAACAAAUCUACGCACAACAUUUGUUGAUGAAUACUCAGAUUUAUUUCAACCAACAACAUUAACAACGACUUCUAGUACAAUAAACUAUUCCAUAGGUGUUCCUGUUAGACAAAGAAAUAAUUUAUUUACAUUACCCGGAAAUUUAGCUGGUAUGACUUGUCAAGAUAAUGUAAAUGUUUUAUUUGGAAUUAAUCGUGAUGUUUCAUGUCCAUCGAGUACAAUAUCUAAUCUUUGUAGUGUUAUCAAUUCUACAAGAUCAUUUUUGAAAGGUGGUGAUUCAAGUUCGCUUGUAGAUGUCAUUUUUUUUACAAAAACAUAUUCACCACCUAACACAAAUACAAGGGAUUCCACAACGGAAUAUUAUUUUCAGAGUUCAAAUUCUCCAAAUAUUAAUAAUAUACCAUAUAUUAAUAUUUCUAUUGAUGAUUACUGUCCUGGUAAACAUCCAAUUACCCGAACUCAACGUUAUCGUUCUGUUUGUAAUGUACCUGACACUUUCGUAUGCAGUAAUCAGUAUCAAACAUGGAAUGGGUGUCCAUCGAGAGAUAGUUUAACAUAUAGUACAAUUGAUGAUAGUUUUUUCAUUGCUGCAAAUGCAUCAAUAGAUGAUUCAACAAAUUUUGCUGAUUUUAAUAAUGCAAUCAAUGAAACAUCAAUAACUUGUUCAGGAAAUCCUAUGCGAGUAUUUUAUCGUUUUAAUUAUUCAUCGACUGAUCAUACUAUAUCAACUGUGGAAGUUUUCGUUCUAUAUGCAACUGCAAGUUCAUCAAAUCCACGAAUUACAAUUGAAUGGAAUGAUAUUGCAAAUGAUCCUGCAUUAUCUACAACUAUUCCUCGUGGUUAUCUUGAUGGAGAAGUUCUGCAAUUUCGACGUAAUAACAUUCCUUCAGAUGUAUCAACACUAGUUCCAUCUUCUAAUGGUUUAUGUAUUGAUGCUACACGACAAAGUGUUCGUUAUAAAAGAGGUACAUCAUCAUAUUGUUUUAUUCAAUUACGAAGAGCUACUAUACAACAAUGUCACGAUCUCAGACUUAAUAUGUAUCUCUAUUUAAAUACAUUUUAUGCUCCAGCAUCGCAUGUUCUUGCAUAUCCAAGUGCAAAAGCAACACAAAUUCAAAUACGAGACGAUAAUCAAGAUAAAAUUGAUCUUGAUCGAAUCGAUCAAACACGCCCCAAUAAUCGAUUAAAUGCAAGUGAUAUUAUUGGAACAAGUGUUAAUACAAAUGUCUAUACGAUUUAUGAUGCUACAGAAACUCUUUCGUUCUGUUAUGAUGUUCCAUCUGGUAUUUAUAUAGAAUUUGGUUUUGUUCGUGUACAAAUCAGUCCAACAGUUUCAUUCGAACGAAUUGUUUCUGUUCAAUAUAAUUAUACUUAUUCAAAUUGGCAAUUUGAUUGUACCAAAGAUACUUGUGAUAGUACAUCAACACGACAAUAUCUUGUCAACCUUCAAUCAGCAUUUUUUGAUUUUACAAGUUCGGCACUUAAUUUAACUAGUAUAACAAAAGCUGAUAUAACUUCAGCUGAUAAUUAUAUUGAGCAUUUACUUUGGCUUAUUACACCUGAAUAUCACGGUGAACCACCUUAUCGAAAUUACACAAUUGCAAUGAUUCUUAUUUUUAUUGCAAUUAGUGUUGUCGUUAUGCAUGUUCUACUAUUUGGAAUAAUGUUUCCAUUUUAA